CUUUAUUUUAGUAAGUUGAGUUCCUGUUAUAAAACUAGCUUCCUUCAAGGGGCUAAUUCCUGGUUUGGCUUGAUUUAUUGUGCGAAACUCGGAGUUUAUAUUCGCCCUCUCCUUACAUAUAGAAUAGCAUCUAAAAGAACCUUUUAGUGCCAGAUAGAAAAGGAUCAUGAAAAAAGUAGUGGACUUCACAGGAAAAAAGAGCGAAAUAGAAAGAAAAGUUCGGAAAGCUACUUCCAAUAAGUCGCAUACACCCCUCAGAUCGCAGUUAGUUGAAAUUGCUUGGGGGACUUAUGAUAAUUACCAGCUACCCUGUAUAAUGAAGGCCAUUUGGAAACGAUUAGAUGAGCCAAGGAAACACUGGCGUCAUAUUUAUAAAGCUUUACACCUUUUAGACUUUAUACUAAAACACGGCUCCUAUAAUGCUGUCCGUUCCGCUAUAGAAAAUAUAUAUAAGAUUACUACUUUACGAGAGUUUACUUUGGCGGAAAAGAAUGUUGAUUUAGGCGAAAACAUUAGAUUAAAGGCGAAGAACAUUGUUUGGCUACUUACAAAUCAAGAUGAACUAAAGAAAGAGAGAGACACUUUAAAAAAAGAACGUAAAAAAAUAAAAGAAACGUACGGACUUUAUGAAGCCCAGUUCCGCUCCGCUGAUUUGCAUUUACAACCGCGUAGCCGUAGGAAAAGUCUCGAAGAGGAACAGCUACGAAAAGCACUAGACGAAAGUAAAAAGGAAUAUGAAGAACAGAAGAAUCGCGAACAGAAGACUGACUCCUUUGAUCAAGAUCUUCAAACAGCUCUUAUUUUAAGCCGCUUGGAACAUAUGAAAUCCCAAAGGAGCUGCAGCGCGAACAAUUCACUGAGCGAUUUUCUUCAUAACGCGGCGGUCAGCAACCCACAAGAAGAUUCCCCCAAAAGACUGUCGCAAACCGAAGAUUUGAUCGAUCUUUCUUCCUUUUGUGAUCAUGAGAAACCGAUGCCCGCCACCUCCCUUGAAGCGUGGAACAGAAGCGCCUACUCGAUGGCAGGCUUGCCGCAGGAAAGUGGUAAGAGCACGUCGAGCAGCAGUAGCACUUCUCUUGAUACCACUACAUGGGGAGUUGGAAAGUCGAUGCAGUGGGGGCUGGCUGACAGCAGCGGCGAGAGACGCGAGGAAGAAGACGAGUUUACCGCCAUCUCUUCUUCAGGGCGGCUUUCCUCGCACCAUCCGGUUUGUGUUACGCUUUUCUUAGAGAAUGUGAUUUGCUUAUUUCCCUCUCUUUCCUUACGGCACUGGCGCUUCGCAAGAAUCUUCCCAGGAGUGCCCCUCCGAACCCGCUACUAUGGACAGAGAGGGCCAAGAACCUUGUUAACCUCGACACACUUCGGCCCGCCGCUUGUAGCAGUUCCUUCGGGCGGAAUCCCUUCACUGUCGACUCCAGCGACGCCGCACGUUUUCUUCUAGGACUCUCGUCCUAAUAAAAACCCAUUUUUGAACUUUUCGCCUCCCAGCGAGAAGGAAGCGGUAUCCUAUUCUUCAGUGCAAGGAAGAAAAUCCCCGUCUUCUGAAGAGUAUGACCCUCCUGGUGACUCAUUAUUUCCCUUUACGGACGUUAAACCAGCGCGAAAAGUUCCUGAUCCUUGGUUUUGACGUGCGCGUGAAUCUCUAGUGCACCACUAGAAGCUGUCGUUCAGAAUCUCGUAAUACCUACCUAAAAAUA
Molecule: messenger RNA, 1697 nt
Organism: Zophobas morio
Lineage: Eukaryota; Metazoa; Arthropoda; Insecta; Coleoptera; Tenebrionidae
Product: epsin-1-like
Exons: 16
Coding region: 167-1441 (424 amino acids)
Biological process (GO): endocytosis
Cellular component (GO): clathrin vesicle coat; endosome; plasma membrane
Molecular function (GO): clathrin binding; phospholipid binding
Source: RefSeq, a predicted model, not a curated record